UAUCUGUAUGUAUGUAUGUUAUCUAUUUUGCUUGGUUUUCCCAUUAAAUUUGUAAUUUCACUUAUUUACUUAUUACUCAGAUCAAAAGUCUGCAUCCCUUACUUGAAAAGAAGCAAAGUAGCACAUAUCCUCAAUCUCAGCCCUCCUCUGAACCUGAACCCAGUCUGGUUCAAAAAUCACUGUGCGUACACUAUGGCAAAGUAUGGAAUGUCCAUGUGUGUUCUUGGGAUGGCCGAAGAAUUUAAGGGGGAAAUUGCCGUCAAUGCUUUGUGGCCAAAAACAGCUAUACAUACAGCUGCUAUGGAUAUGCUGGGAGGAUCAGGGGUGGAGAAGCAGUGCAGGACCACUGACAUCAUAGCUGAUGCUGCAUACUCCAUUUUGACCAAGCCAAAGAAUUAUACAGGAAACUUUGUAAUUGAUGAGGAGUUACUGAGAUCUGAGGGGAUCAAGGAUUUUGAUGUCUAUGCAGUAUCUCCAGGACAUCCAUUGCUUCCAGAUUUCUUUUUAGAUGACGCUCCAGAUGAGCUCACCAGUAAAAUUGAGAAGUUUGGAGGGUCUGCAGCUUUCAAGGAGGGUAAACAAGUGGCCUCAAGUCCCAGUAGUCCUGUGGAGGAAACGUUUGCUGUUAUUGGAAAAUCUAUCAAUGAGGAGGCUGUCAAGUCUGUAAAUGGAGUUUACCAGUUUGUGCUUGCAGGUUCAGAUGAAGGCACAUGGUAUAUGGAUCUGAAAAAUGACAAGGGUGCCGUUGGAAAAGGUGAACCACCUAUCAAAGCAGAUGUGGUGAUGAGUAUGGAUAGUGAGGACUUUGUAAAGAUGUUUACAGGUAAACUGAAGCCUACAAUGGCAUUCAUGUCGGGAAAGCUGAAGAUUAAAGGAAAUAUGGGUCUGGCAAUGAAACUAGAAGCACUUAUGGGCCGGAUGAACUCAAAGUUGUGAUUUUGUUACGUCAAGUUGGUUUUUAUAUGGAAAUUUCAGAAAAGGGAUGAAAUUACUUGACUACGGGCUUCACUACAGAAGAAUAUGCUGUGAAAGAGAAACUGAAAAUUCUAGACUAUCCAAUACAGAGUUAACCAAAAUAGAAAUUUGUACAUGACCUUCUUGUAUUAAUAGUUUUGCAAGGAGGGCAUGAAUACAUUGAACAGAUUUAUUGACUCACUAUACCAAUAUAGAAUACUGUACACUUAUCAAUACUUCAUUCAAUUAACAACAUGGUAAAACAACUUUUUUUUUUCCAGCUAUUAAAGAACGAGAUCUGCA
Molecule: messenger RNA, 1257 nt
Organism: Bufo gargarizans (Asiatic toad)
Lineage: Eukaryota; Metazoa; Chordata; Amphibia; Anura; Bufonidae
Product: hydroxysteroid dehydrogenase-like protein 2
Exons: 7
Coding region: 16-936 (306 amino acids)
Cellular component (GO): mitochondrion
Source: RefSeq, a predicted model, not a curated record